CCUUCUGCUGUCUAGACUGGGCUAGGUCUUCCCUCCCUCUUUCUUCAGGUGACAGUGGGUACCUGAGGUGCCAGCCCCCUACCUCAUUCCCCAUGAAUGCUGUGGAAAGUCCAGGAAGGGCAAGAGCUCCAAAAGAUGGGGAGUGGAGCCUGGGACAACCCUGCCUACAGUGGUCCCCCCUCCCCACGUGGGACACUGAAGAUCUGUACCAUCUCCAGUGCAAUGCCUCCACAACCCCAAAUCCAAAAGCCUGAAGAUGGACCCCAGGAGAAGGCAUAUAGGACUCUGGUGUCCAGCUGCUGCUUCCAGAUCUGUCGUGGCAUCAGAGGACUUUGGGGAACAACUCUGACUGAGAACACAGCUGAGAACCGGGAGCUUUAUGUCAAGACCACCCUGCGGGAGCUUUUAGUAUACAUCGUGUUCCUGGUGGACAUCUGUCUUUUGACCUACGGAAUGACAAGCUCCAGUGCCUAUUAUUACACUAAAGUGAUGUCGGAGCUCUUCUUACAUACCCCGUCAGACACUGGAGUCUCCUUCCAGGCCAUCAGCAGCAUGGCGGACUUCUGGGAUUUUGCCCAGGGCCCACUACUGGACAGUUUGUAUUGGACCAAAUGGUACAACAACCAGAGCCUGGGCCACGGCUCCCACUCCUUCAUCUACUAUGAAAACCUGCUGCUGGGGGUUCCAAGGCUCCGGCAGCUGAGGGUCCGCAAUGACUCCUGUGUGGUGCAUGAGGAUUUCCGUGAGGACAUUUUGAGCUGCUAUGAUGUCUACUCUCCAGACAAGGAAGAGCAGCUCCCCUUUGGGCCUCUCAAUGGCACAGCGUGGACAUACCAUUCACAGGAUGAGCUGGGGGGCUCCUCUCAUUGGGGCCGGUUGACAAGCUACAGUGGAGGUGGCUACUAUCUGGACCUUCCGGGAUCCCGACAGGCCAGUGCAGAGGCACUCCAGGACCUUCAGGAGGGCCUCUGGCUAGAUAGGGGCACUCGUGUAGUUUUCAUUGACUUCUCAGUCUACAAUGCCAACAUCAAUCUUUUCUGUGUUCUGAGACUGGUGGUAGAGUUUCCAGCCACAGGAGGUGCUAUCCCAUCCUGGCAAAUCCGCACAGUUAAGCUGAUCCGCUAUGUCAGCAACUGGGACUUCUUCAUCAUUGGCUGUGAAAUCAUCUUCUGCAUCUUCAUCGUCUACUAUAUGGUAGAGGAGAUCCUGGAGCUCCACAUCCACCGGCUUCAUUACCUCAGCAGCAUCUGGAAUAUUCUGGACCUGGUUGUUAUCAUGCUCUCCAUUGUGGCUGUGGGCUUCCACAUAUUCAGAACCCUUGAGGUGAAUCGGCUGAUGGGGAAGCUCCUGCAGCAGCCAAACAUGUAUGCUGACUUUGAGUUCCUCGCCUUCUGGCAGACACAGUACAACAACAUGAAUGCCGUGAACCUCUUCUUUGCCUGGAUCAAGAUAUUCAAGUACAUCAGCUUCAACAAAACCAUGACUCAGCUCUCCUCCACACUGGCCCGCUGUGCCAAGGACAUCCUGGGAUUUGCUGUCAUGUUCUUCAUCGUUUUCUUUGCCUAUGCUCAACUCGGCUACCUGCUUUUUGGAACCCAAGUGGAAAACUUUAGCACUUUCAUCAAGUGCAUUUUCACUCAGUUCCGGAUCAUCCUUGGGGACUUUGACUACAACGCUAUUGACAAUGCCAACCGCAUCCUGGGACCUGCCUACUUUGUCACCUAUGUCUUCUUUGUCUUCUUCGUGCUCCUGAACAUGUUCCUGGCCAUCAUCAAUGACACAUACUCAGAGGUCAAGGAAGAGUUGGCUGGACAGAAGGAUGAGCUGCAACUUUCUGAUCUCCUGAAACAGGGCUACAACAAGACCCUACUGAGGCUGCGUUUGAGGAAGGAGCGGGUUUCAGAUGUACAGAAGGUCCUGCAGGGUGGGGAGCAAGAGAUCCAAUUUGAAGAUUUCACCAACACCUUGAGGGAACUUGGGCACGCAGAGCAUGAGAUCACUGAGCUCACAGCCGCCUUCACCAGGUUUGAUCAAGAUGGAAAUCACAUCCUGGACAAAAAAGAGCAGGAACAAAUGCAACAGGACCUGGAGGAAAAGAGGGUGGUCCUCAACGCAGAGAUUGAGAACCUAGGACAAUCCAUUGUGAGUAGCUCACCAGGCGAGUCGGGUCCAGAGGCUACCAGAGCAGAUGGCUGGGUUUCAGGAGAAGAAUUCUACACACUCACAAGGAGAGUUCUUCAGUUGGAGACUGUCUUGGAAGGAGUCAUGUCCCAAGUAGAUGCUGUGGGCUCAAAGCUAGAGAUGCUGGAGAGGAAGGAGCAGCUAGCUUCCUCCCCAGGCAUGGGGGAUCAAGGCAUUUGGGAGCAUCUGCAGCCAACCUCACCUGUGACUCCAGACCCCUGGGGAGUCCAGGAGUUUCCAGGUGGAAGAGAAGGGGAAGCCUUGGAGGAGAUGAGACUUUCUCACAUUGGAGAUUACAGUGUUGCAGAGGAGUUGGGAGUGAGUGACCUCUCCAUCCAGGGCAAAAACCAUGAAGGCUCAGUUGAGAAGCCUGCUCCCGACAUUUCACUAAACACUGGGAACUGCGAGAGCUGUAAACAGGCACAUAGAUGGAACCUGAGAAGAAUCAGACAAAGAAAUGACUCCAGGAUUUUGAGAUCUUUGGAAUAAAAUGUGGUGGGCUCUGACCCUAUUUUUGCAAGGGAUAAUAUGGGUUUCUCUGGUGACUAUCAAUAAAAAUCAUUAGA
Molecule: messenger RNA, 2747 nt
Organism: Canis lupus familiaris (dog)
Lineage: Eukaryota; Metazoa; Chordata; Mammalia; Carnivora; Canidae
Gene: PKD2L1
Product: polycystin 2 like 1, transient receptor potential cation channel
Exons: 16
Coding region: 97-2670 (857 amino acids)
Biological process (GO): potassium ion transmembrane transport; detection of mechanical stimulus
Cellular component (GO): membrane
Molecular function (GO): calcium ion binding; sodium channel activity; muscle alpha-actinin binding
Source: RefSeq, a predicted model, not a curated record